AAAAUACAGAUUUUUAAACAACCAGAUUUUCAUUUCCCCAGUCCCUGCUAUAUUCAGGCUGCUUCUCUGUCACUAUUACAGCUGCAUGAUUUCGGUCAUAAGACAAACUUCCUCUUUUUGACAUUAGAGCAGCUAUUUUGACUUCACAGCUUUGAAUACGUGAGAAAGCAUCUCUCUGUUUUCAUUUAAGCAGGAAAUACAGAUGGUUUAUUCACUUUGAAUCAAACUGAGAUGUUAGCGUUGUUUCGACUCUGUGUGUAUACACUGUUGUUUUUUAUCAGUUUUUCAGAGGCAGUGAUAUCCUGUUUAAAUGAGGAUGGUCAGCCUGUUGACUGGUUCAUUAUUUACAAACUUCCCAUUUACAAGAUGGAAGUUAAGGGAAGUGGAGUGGAUUACAUGUAUCUGGAUCCAUCAGUCGUGGAUUUCCAGAUGAGUAAACAUACAGUCAACAGCAGUAAAGGAGCUUUAGGCCGAACACUGACACAGCUUUACUCCAGAUAUACAUCUAACGGCUCAGUCUAUAUGGUUUACAAUGAUGCUCCACCAGAGCUGAAGUACCCAAGCAAGUAUGGACAUACAAAAGGUGUACUGAUGUUUGACCACUCUCAGGGAUUUUGGCUCACACACAGUGUUCCUCAUUUCCCUCCAUUUCCAGAGAGAAAUUACAGUUACCCAUCUACAGGAAAAUACUACGGACAGACUCUGCUCUGUAUUACAUACAACUACGCGCAGUUCCCUCAAAUAUCAUGGCAGUUAGCAUAUCUUAAUCCACGCAUGUAUAACUGCUCUGUCCCUAUGGCAUUUCGCCCAGACUUUGCAGUCAUGGCACAAAUUUGUGAUGGUAAGACACCUGCCAUUAAAAACAGAAGAAGUCUGCAGAAGCUGAAGUCAGCCCGAGGACAAACUUUUCUCAGUUUUGCCAAAUCUAACAACUAUGUGGAUGAUAUUUACACUGGUUGGGUGGCUCAAGCAUUGGGGACAGAUCUGCUGGUGGAGUCAUGGCUGCACCAGGCACAUCGGCUCCCCUCCAACUGCUCACUUCCCCGGCACGUGAUGAACAUUGACAGAGUUCGUCUUCCAGGACCGCAGAUGUUCAGAAGCUAUGAGGAUCAUUCAAAGUGGUGCGUGUCUUAUGCAUUCAAAGACCAGUGGGCAUGUCUGGGGGACUUGAACAGAGACAGUGGCCAGGCUGGCAGAGGUGGUGGGCUGAUAUGUUCUCAAAGCUCAGUCAUUUAUAAAGCUUUCCGUCAAGCCAUGGCUGGGUAUAAACACUGCUGAAAAAAAAUACCUUCAGUACAUUGAACCUGCUCCAGACUUUUGUGCAUGCAUUAACCACUGUUG
Molecule: messenger RNA, 1341 nt
Organism: Carassius carassius (crucian carp)
Lineage: Eukaryota; Metazoa; Chordata; Actinopteri; Cypriniformes; Cyprinidae
Product: deoxyribonuclease-2-beta-like
Exons: 6
Coding region: 232-1278 (348 amino acids)
Biological process (GO): apoptotic DNA fragmentation
Molecular function (GO): deoxyribonuclease II activity
Source: RefSeq, a predicted model, not a curated record